ACUUUCUUCUUCUUCUUCUUCUCUGUAUCAUCUCUCUCAAAGAAGAAAUGUACGGCAAAACAAUAUGCACAAUCGUCUUCUUCAUCUUCCUCGUUGCUUCUUUCUCAAUCUACAUGGGAACAGUCGAUCCAAGACCUUAUUUCUAUCUCCUCCAAUCACAACCCAAUGUAGCUUCUCCUUGUAGCUCCACCGGAAAACCUCUCCGUGUCUUCAUGUACGAUCUCCCACGGAAGUUUAAUAUCGCGAUGAUGGAUCCUCAUAGCUCAGAUGUUGAGCCUAUCACAGGGAAGAAUUUACCUUCUUGGCCUCAGACUUCUGGGAUUAAGAGACAACAUAGCGUUGAGUAUUGGCUUAUGGCUUCUCUUCUUAAUGGUGGAGGUGAUGAGAAUGAAGCAAUUAGGGUUUUUGAUCCGGAUUUGGCGGAUGCGUUUUAUGUUCCGUUUUUUUCUUCGUUGAGUUUUAAUACUCAUGGGAAGAACAUGACGGAUCCAGAUACUGAAUUUGAUCGGCAAUUACAGGUUGAGUUAAUGGAGUUUCUUGAGAAUUCUGAGUAUUGGAAUCGAUCAGGAGGUAAAGAUCAUGUGAUACCGAUGACACAUCCUAAUGCUUUUAGAUUUCUGAGGCAACAAGUGAAUGCAUCGAUUCUCAUUGUUGUGGAUUUUGGGCGUUAUUCUAAGGACAUGGCACGUUUAAGUAAAGAUGUGGUUUCUCCUUAUGUACAUGUUGUUGAGUCUUUGAAUGAGGAGGGUGAUGAUGGUAUGACGGAUCCGUUUGAGGCUCGUACUACGUUGCUUUACUUUCGUGGGAAUACGGUUAGGAAAGACGAAGGUAAAAUCCGUUUGAGGUUGGAGAAGUUAUUAGCUGGUAACUCUGAUGUUCACUUUGAGAAAAGUGUAGCAACUACACAAAACAUCAAAGUGUCUACGGAAGGGAUGAGAUCAUCAAAAUUCUGUCUGCAUCCAGCUGGAGACACUCCAUCUUCAUGCCGCCUAUUUGAUGCCAUUGUCAGCCACUGCAUUCCGGUCAUCAUAAGCGACAAAAUUGAGCUGCCCUUUGAAGAUGAAAUAGACUACUCAGAAUUCUCACUCUUUUUCUCAAUAAAAGAGUCACUUGAACCGGGCUACAUCCUCAACAACCUCCGCCAGUUUCCAAAGGAGAAAUGGCUGGAAAUGUGGAAACGCCUGAAGAACGUAUCUCAUCACUUCGAGUUCCAGUACCCACCCAAGAGAGAAGAUGCAGUAAACAUGUUGUGGAGACAGGUGAAACACAAGAUCCCUAAUGUCAAGCUCGCUGUACAUAGAAACCGGAGGUUGAAAGUCCCUGAUUGGUGGCUUUGAAGAAUGACAUUUUUUCUCAAGGUUAAGUCUUUUUAUUCUUCUUCCUUCCAAUACUGUAAAUUAGUCGAUUCUUUUGUUACCUUUGCGUGUCACGAUCCAUUUAUAGGCAUAUAUACUCUAAAACUUCCAUUUUUUAAUAACCAGAGGUAGUCACAUAGGUUUGUAUUGCAUCUAAAGUUUCAGCUCUAUCUGUUUUGAUUUCUCUUUAAGGUUCACUGAUUCAGACACUUAUAUUUUGUAAUGUGUGAAAUGAGAGUUCCUAUUGUUGUAAACUUGUAAUGGAAACAAAAGAACCAAGCUGCUCCUCCGUCUUCUUUGUGUUUAUGUUGCAGACGAUCCAUUUUCGGAUAGUUUUCAAAAUCCGAAUGAACCGGAAAACCGAUU
Messenger RNA from Arabidopsis arenosa, 1721 nucleotides. NCBI's taxonomy places the organism in Eukaryota, Viridiplantae, Streptophyta, Magnoliopsida, Brassicales, Brassicaceae. The record is from the annotation of a GenBank genome assembly.